GGGGGCAUUCCCAAGAUACUGUGCCAAGGGCCAAGAGAGAUCACCCGCACCCGUAGACGCAAACGAGCAUACAGGCUUGAGCAUACGUACCAAUUGUCGGCUGCAUAGGUACUGUAGGUAUCGCACAGUUUCUAUCUAUCUGUUGAUUUAAUGAUUAGUUGUGCCUGUUGAUUUAAGGAUUAGAUUGUUGUGUCUGAACCAGUGAUAUAUGUCAUUAUUCAAGUUAAAGGACUGGUGGUCUACAACCCUCGGCCACCGUGAACAGUUUAGUGGCGGCGGCCUCGCAGCAGGAAUCAUUGAUAACUCAGGAAAACCUCGAAUAGUAUCCGGCUCGUUGCAGGGCUGGCUACGGGUUCACAACCCAUUAAUGCCCAAUAGAACCCCAGACAGCACAAAAAGCCUACUGUUGGAAGUCCGUCUGGAUGCUCCAAUCUAUCAACUCAAAGUUGGCCGUGCACACGCAAUAGCUGUCUUACAUCCUAGUAAACUAAGGGUAUGCACAUGCUCGGCGCGCACCAAUCAGGGCUCGAGUAUCGAAACUUCUCAUUUGGAGCUAACUGCGCAAUAUAUUCACGACUUCGAAGUGACGAAUAUUGGAACGCAUGCUUUCUCUAUGUGUCUGGGCUCAUUUGGGGGGAGUACUGAUCGAGAGAUGAUCCUGGUCCAGCAUAUGGAUGGCCACGUUACAAUAUACGAUUACGAUGUUAUAUCAGCGAAGUUUGCAUACUUUGAACUGCAUCGUAAGGAUUAUCGCUGCUUUAUUUAGGUUGAAAUACUCUGCCACUGCUUCCAGGAUUGUUUAGCGCCAGGACCGAUCGAGUAUGUCCAAUCUGCAGAUGCAUUCGUAACAAGUAACGUGGCCAUGUCGAUUGCUUGUUAUAAGUUUCAGGUCUUUCAAGUUGUAAUUUGUGCUCAGAUGUCUACCAACUUACGAAUUAGGCACUAGCACAUUCCACUAAUCAAGACAAGUCAGCCUCACUUCAAACUAGUGGAACCUUAAUUGAAGCCAAAGACAAAUGUGUCGUCUUGCCUUGUAACAGCAAUAAAACCAGGCGAGUUGUGACAGCAGAUUGGAUAUGUAAUGUUGGUGAGCUAAUUCUUUCAUUUGGCAUCGCCCACGUAAGGAUGACUUCAAUAUGUGAUGACAGCGCAUGUGAAAUACAUAAUGCGCAUGUAGACUCUGUUCCCAGGUCAGAUUGUUGCUCUUGGCGAGCAUACUCUAUUUAUUGUAUCAGUGGACGGUGUUCUGCAAGCCUCCAAACUGAUGGAUUUCCAUCCCACGUCAUUAUGCAUCUGCCCUACAUUUGGAAUUGAGGCAUGGCCACGAGUACUUGAAUAAAAACAUCACUAGUUGUAAUCUUGCAGUAUUUAGGUACUGGAACAAUGCGCAUCGGAAAUGAAUAGCAGCCCUCACGUCUGUUGUGAUGUUGAUAAUAUCAUUGUUUAUGGUUCUGAUGCUCGUGUCUAUGUGCUAAAUUCCGCACUGCAAGUUAUUUGGGUUGCGUGUGGUGGCGUGAGUAAGCCUCUUUCCAUUUCUUUGUUUAGCGUUGGCUGGCAGCGCCUUAAGUAUUGGUUCACUGUCUACAUGCCUGCUACCAGGUACUAUGCACUACGUUAACAAAGGCUGGCAUGAUGUUGGUUGUGCAAAGCAACGUGUUAUUUCAGCUGCAUUACUGCAUCUGAUUGUUGACUAGGUACUAGAUGACACUGGCAAUGUGAUGACACAGCGCGCAACCCAUCGUGAUCAAUAAUUUCGAAAAUAAUAGCUAAUCCUCAGUUUAGGUUUCUUGGUACGGAACCGGUGUCAAAAGUGCCGCUUAAUAAGCUGUCAGCUAUUCAAGUCGCCCCCUCUGCUACUGUAAGAGAGUUCUUGUCUUUGCGCAAAGAAGCGACUAGUCCCAGGACUGAGGAGAUUUCUGCCGCACGUUUGUUUAUUAGAGCUCGGGCCGCUCGGGCUCAAAGGGAUAUAACCAAAUACCAAUUUGAUCAAAAGCGGUGCUUUGAGGCCUCUGCCAGCAAUGAGAUCAUCAAAAGUAGCAAGAUUGGUGUGCAAAAUUCAAACAUCCAAUACUCGGCGUUGAUUAGGUUGUAUGCAGAAACGCCAGGGGUUUCAAACGAGGGGCCUUGGAGUAAAAAACCUGUUGAGCGUGUCACCACAAGUGCACUACUAUUCGCUUCCUGCUCCGGCGAAAGUGCGUUCCCUAAGGCUUUUGUCACGGUUAAUUCACCUUCAUGGGUGCACAUGCCGAAAGUUACGAUGGUCACUGAUGUUGGUCGCGAGACAUCGAAGCCACACUGGUUAGAGUUUUUCUUUUAUGCCCAAAAGCCAUUUCCAGCCGCCACCAUGCGAGUUGCAGCCAUCGCCAAAUAUCGAUCGACAGAGAGUCACAUUAAAUUUGCGUCCGUGGCUCUUCGACUUCCUCUGGCCCUGAACUGUCGUUUGCAAUCAACACCACAAUCUCAACGGGCCGCCUAUAAAAUUACACUAGAUACAGACAAGGAAGCAGCCAAACGCAGUGCACGAUGUCCCAGGUUUAGGAGACCAACACUUAAUUAUGUUUUAGGUUGAAAUGUUUGAUCUUUUCGCAGACAUGCUUCUUCAAACAGACAUGAAAUCAAAAGAAUUAAGAUUCGCUGCCCAGCAAGCCAUUUCUUUUGAGUUCCACUUCACAACAGAUGAUUUAUUACCCACAGCAAUAGCCAAACCAUCCCCUAAAGUACAGGUAACUGGCACUUUGAUUGUAUCCAGGCAUACUAGUAGUUAUAGCAUUCAGAGCACUGCUCUUCCUGCUCUCUGGCUGCUUACAAAUGAGCUGUGCACUAGGCUACAAUGCCGAUGGUACGAUAGGGGUGGUGUAAAAAUCUCGUAUAAGGAACCUCUUCCUCUGUCUGACUAUUUUGCUUCGGUAGAUGAUCAUCAUGCAACUCGAGUUGCUUUACGUAUCGCAGAGUCCGCCUUAAACGACGCGUCUCAUCAGUUUCGAACAAUAGAAAAACGCUUACUUAUUCGUUUCAAGGAUGGUCGCCCUGUACAGAUCAAUCACCUAAGCUUGUUGAUGCGGCAAACACAUCAUAACUUGCAGCGACUAGCCUCGAUUAUCCAACACGCUCAAUUAGAGCGACGAAGGAGCGCAAGCAUAUUGGCUUGCUCUACCAAUCUUCUUGUUUCUCUGAUGCACUUUCAUUUUGGACUCUCCGCGAAGAAAAUCGCAAAUAUCUCAAGUCACAUGAAUCCUGAUGUUGUCUCUCUUAACCUGGCCGCGCGUGAAGUUGGGCUGGCUGGCUGGGAAGAGGUUGCGGAUAUGUCAAUGGCUUUCUUGCUAAAGAACAAUAUCAUGAGACGCGCAUCUAAGAGUACGCCAAUAAAACCAGCUGUUCAAGCAGCAACAUUGGCUUUCCCGUCGACGACAGAUACGCUUAAGAAAAGAAUCGCAAUUAUCUGUCAUAAACUUGAUCCCGUAAAGUAGUAUCCAGAAGCAGCGAUCGCUGUUCGACUUACUGACAAUGCGAAGUCAGAUGAAUUUAAUCUGCAGUCGGCAUGUCCACACGAAUCAAUGCUUUUUUUUGCCUUCUCUGUGGCCAACGUAGUUUCACAGUCAGACUACUCCAAAGUGGUGCGCAUAGCCUGUAUUGCCAACGCCCACAGAGUCCAGCCAAGCUCCAAGGCCCAAAAAAAAACAGACCACAAUGGCAUCAAGGAGCCCAACAAAAUCGCUUAUAUGCAAAUAGUCUUGGCCUUCUGAGGCCCUCGUACCAGACGUGGGUCAGAUGCUUCGUCACAAAAAGUUAGGCAUUCUGAUCUGGCAAGUAAGGACCAUGCCUACCUAUUACCUCCUCGCCACUCCGCUCGGCUAGCGUCGGCCGGGUCCACCGUGGACGCGACUUGCUGCGCACUGGCAGCCUGAGAGCCCGAGAGAGAGAGAGAUGAUGAUAUAAGUUGAGUGCUUUUCUACACCACUGUUUUGAUUUUAGAGGCCAAUUAAGCCCUAUUCGCUGCGUUCAUAGGACAAUCGGCCUCUAAUCAAAAAAGGUUCACGAUGUAAAAAAGCACUCAACUUAUAUCAUCAUCGAGAAAGUCCGAGUCGAAGUGAGAGUCGCUUAUCAUGAUUGAGCUCUCAGGCUACUAGCAGCCCCUCUAGCACGCCGCCGGGUCCCCCCCCCGAGUUGCGUAGGGAGAGGUAGGGUCCCAAUCCGCCAGUGACUGUAUUCUUGCUACUUGAAGUUAUUACUAGUAGAAUUACUGCCAUUCAGCUCCGAGUCCCGCCCAUUAACAUAUCCCUCCGACUGGCCGUCGCAGAUGCCGUCGCACACAAUUGUCGUGACCAAUUGGGACUAGUCGGCCGAGCCGUCGUUCUCAGCGAGCGGGGUGGUGGAUGAGCCGUCGGCGUAGCCAACGACGUACGCCGAGAGAGCCUGGGAUUUAGCUGCGUCGUGCCGUUAGGUUCCAAUAUCUAGAGGACACGUACCGCCCAUUGGUGCCCAAUAGAGAGAAGUCCCUACCUAGUGGUAACCGUGACCGGCCAUUGUCGCUUAGUUAACUCUUUCACUAUUACCAAGUCGACCAUGUAACCUCACUCACGGCGUAGUCUACGAGCUUGUGUUGCCGAGCUUGUGUUGCACACGCAUACGUCGAGUACUAUGAUACACCGGGUGCCUCCGUCAUGCCCGCAGGCCCAGGCUUGCUAGAGGUCCUCAAAACAUUCUGAAGCCUGAUUAGUUUCCCAUUUUGCUUACUUCAAUUUAAUUAAGCUUAUUGCAUGUAGAAGCAAGAAGCUUACUUUUUAUUCAGCGUUUUGCAUUUAGAUAAUUGAUUAUGAAACUUUAUAUGUCCAGGGUGGG
Pelagomonas calceolata is the source of this 4839-nucleotide messenger RNA. The record is from the annotation of a GenBank genome assembly. Lineage: Eukaryota; Pelagophyceae; Pelagomonadales; Pelagomonadaceae.